Entamoeba nuttalli P19 is the source of this 465-nucleotide messenger RNA. RefSeq lists its product as hypothetical. The record is from RefSeq and is a predicted model, not a curated record. The coding region runs from base 1 to 465 and encodes 154 amino acids. The transcript has a single exon. NCBI's taxonomy places the organism in Eukaryota, Evosea, Mastigamoebida, Endamoebidae.
AUGAAACCAUUAAAUAAUACGCUUAGAUCUUCUAGAGUAAAUAACACUGAUUCUUAUCAAUUAGAAUUAGAGUAUUUAAGUCAAAAAAUAUUUGAACGAUAUUACCCAUUAAUGCUCAUUGAUGAUGAUGAAAAUCAAACAUUGAAUAGAUUGGUAAAUAAUACUGACAUUAAUUUAUCAUAUAAAAUACUUAAAUUAUGUAUUGAAGAUGGCAUAUUAAUUAAUAAAUCAUCUCCUGCUAUUCUUGCUGAACAAAGAAAAUUCCAGUCAAUAAAAAGAUUCAUUGAACAACUUCCUGAAGAUCCUCUUGUUGAACAAUCAAAAACACUUCAUCAAUUAAUUGAUAAAACAAAUGAGGUUUUAGACAAAUAUUAUAAUGAACUUAAUUUAUCAAAAUCAACUACAUCAAAUGAUUUAGUGCUUUAUUCUUUAAUAACAAAAAAAUAUCAAGGAGUAUUAAAUUGA